GUUUUUGAGUUUUAAUCACUUUAAUUUCUUUUUUUAGAAAUUAUUGAAUUAAGAAUUAUUAAAUUGGAUUAUUACAGUAGAUUUUUCUUAAUUAAUAGUGAUGGAAUGUUUGUUUGGUACAAAAACAUUAUAAUUGCCGUAAUAUAUCGCAUAAAUACUUGUACAGUUGUACCUUCUAUGUUCUACCAUUAUUUUAUACAUAAGUUGUUUUUUUUCAUACAUUUUAAAUGGUAAUACUAUUUUUUUUUUCCUUGUUUCUAUUAAAGUCAUUCAAUGAACAUAUUGCUAGAGAUAUAAGAUACUAAAAAAAACAUGGGAAAGUUUAGUUGUGUGAUUGAUUUUUCCAUUUCAAUAUCAAAAAAUCAUUUUUUAUCAAUAUGGAAAAUAUAUCAGAUAUAUUUCAUAUCGGCUAGAAAAAUAAUGAACACCAUAUAUAUCUUUCUUUUUCAAAUACUUAUCAAAUAGAUCACCUUUAUCCUAUUGAUACAUCAUAAAAUCAAUAAACAAUUUUUGCUGAAAUAGACAAUUUUACAUCAUAUUUAAUUGUGCUACUAAUAAUCAUUUCUAGUACGUGUCUAGGUAAAGUUUGAUAGGAGGAAAACUAAAUAUAUCAAAUAACAAAGAUCGUUUUCAAUUUAAUAAAUUAAUAACAAAGAUGUCCAUUUCCUUGACCAGUGUAUCUAGACAGUUGUCUCUAUUUUUCAACCACUAAUAAAAUUUAUAAAUAAAAACAAAAAAAAAUAAAAGAAAAAAAAUAUUGUAUUUAUCAAACAUAGGAACCUUUGAUUACAGAUCAUUAUUAUGCACAAAAAGCAGAACAUCUUCUGCUAACAAAAUCUUUAGCCAAAGAUUAAAAUUAAUAUCAAUUAUCAAUAUCCAAUUUUUAUUGUACAAUUUGUCAAAAAUUUUAACUUCAUAAAAAAAGGCUCAAAUAUUUCUUGCAAAGUUUGACAAUGAAUGAACCAUUUCUCCCUCAAGAUGUAAGGGUGUCUCAAGAAACAAGCUCGCCUCGAGCCAGGCAACCAUUCCCAUCGGCCUACAUUGAUCGUGGUUCACCAAGAUCGUCGCAAUCUCUAAGAUCACUUCUUCUUUUCAAUGAUGCAACCCACCCCCUCCUCGCAGCACCACGAGUUAACUCCAUCAGAAGAAAAUUAUUAGAUCGUCAAUCCACAGCUAGACUUCUGAAGGAUGACAGCACAUUUCCGUGUCCUCCGCCUAUUACAAGUCCCUUAGACAAAGAUCUUAUUAUCAACUUCGACAGGUCAUGUUCUGCUCCUCCUCUGUUCACUGAUGAGAAAGGGCUCGUGCCACUCGAGUCCUUCGAUCACAGGCAUCGAACAAAGAAGGCUUCACGUAUACUGCAGCUAGCUUUGGUUGGGUUGAUGUUAUAUAUAUCUGUUGGGGUGACAGUAUUCACGUUAACCCACGACACGUUUAAAGGUCAUAGGACAGAUAAUAAGCUUGUGGAUGCCCUGUAUUUUACAGUAGUAACUUUGUCUACCAUAGGAUAUGGUGACAUAAUACCGGCUUCUAAUUUUACUAAGCUCUUCACAUGUAUAUUCAUUCUAGUCGGGUUUGGGUUUAUCGAUGUUCUGCUGAAUGGUUUGGUCACUUAUGUUCUUGAAUCACAGGAGGAAGUUUUCCUCGACGAUACCAAGUUUAACAAGAUUAUAAGAGACUAUGUGAUUGACAAAAAGAAAGGUAGAAUGAGGAUAAGGAUUAAGGUUUGUUUGGCUUUGGGUGCUGUUUUUGUUUUCCUUACUAUUGGGACGAUUACAGUGCAUGUUUUCGAAAAGUUGAAUUGGGUUGACAGUUUUUAUCUGUCUGUAACAUCUGUUACAACAGUUGGUUAUGGAGAUCAUGCCUUUAAGACUGUAGGAGGGAGAUGCUUCGCGAUUAUCUGGCUACUAGCAAGUACAUUGGCAGUUGCUAAGGCGUUCUUGUAUCUGACUGAGUAUAGGCUCGAGAAGAGGAAUAGAAGGAUGGCGAAAGAUGUACUUAAGAAAAGAAUGACUCUCGGAGAUCUGAUGGAGGCUGAUAUAGACCAUGAUGGAAGUAUCAGUAAAGCUGAGUAUGUUAUAUUCAAGCUUAAAGAGAUGGGAAAAAUAACAGACAGUGACGUAGAAGAGAUCUGCAAAGAAUUUAAUGCUCUAGACUACACCCACAGCCGAAGAAUUGCAAUCACUGAUCUCGCAGGGGGUGACUCAGUAUCAAGCUCUGAAGAUGAACAUGGUGAGGGAAGCCAUGGCAAAACAUGAAAUUGCUUCCUGCUUUUAGGGCCUCGUCUUGCUUUCUCAUUUGGGGUUAAAGCACUAGCAUGCAUUUCCAAUGGCAUAUUGAUUGUGUAAUACAUGAAAUUGUUUCUGGGUGAGGUUUAGCAUCGUGAGUCGUGAGAGAUGAUGAAGGGAUAGUUUCCUGCUCAAGUGAUUUUCACGAUUUUGUCCCAUCAAAAAAGAAAAUCUGUUUGUUAAUAUAUGAUGCAAUACAAUACAAUACUUUCUCCUCAAAACUUCAGACUUCAGGUGCAAUAGCAGAAGUAAAUGCAAAAUGUUGCAGUAAAUUGUGCAUACUUUAAUAAUUACCACUCAAACUUGAGGAUGACGGUC
Molecule: messenger RNA, 2606 nt
Organism: Chenopodium quinoa (quinoa)
Lineage: Eukaryota; Viridiplantae; Streptophyta; Magnoliopsida; Caryophyllales; Amaranthaceae
Product: two-pore potassium channel 3-like
Exons: 2
Coding region: 954-2258 (434 amino acids)
Biological process (GO): stabilization of membrane potential; potassium ion transmembrane transport
Cellular component (GO): membrane
Molecular function (GO): potassium ion leak channel activity
Source: RefSeq, a predicted model, not a curated record